CCCUCCUCCUCUACCCCCUCUUCUCUUCUGCCUCCAUGGUAACAGUGAGCAGUGCUGGUAAUGGUUCCAUCCUGUUUCCUGGAGUCAACCCUUCUUUAGGCUACCUGCAAGACCACUUCCAACUACAUUAGGGGUAGGCAGCACACAGCCUGUACCUGUAGGCUUACACCUGCAUGUAGAGAGUACAGCCAAUAGGCAAGGAGCAGCUGCUGAAGACCGGAGUUAUGAGGCCUUAUUGCCCUCUCCCUUGGGCGUCCUGUGGCCCUCAGAAAACAUACUGCACACAAUGCCAGCCAGCCAUCCCUGGGCCCUGGGGGCUUGCUCACAUCUCUGAAGACUGAACAGUUCUGACUGUGAGUGAUGGGAACGACCUGUUCCUGUUUUGUUGUUUUGGUGUGCAUUAUCCCCUGGGUUUUACACAGAGAUAAUUAUUGCAGACAUGCAGAACUAUGAGCACCUUUAUAUCAUGAUCUGUUGCUGGUUUCUAUAAACCUCACAGUAUGUAAUCAUGUAAUCAGCUCCAGCUGCAGCCCCUUUUAGAAUCCCAAUCAGAGGGCUAGACUGAAAAUGAGCUGUAGUAAAGCAUUGCCUGGUUUUGUGCUGAAACAAUGAUUCUAUACAAGGACUCUAGGAUCCAAACAUCUCUUUAUGACACAGGCCUACAGGUUGCAAGCAGAUCAGAAAGGCCUCUUUUUAAUGUGCUUUAGAGUAGACAUUUUUAAAGGUUUUCCCAUCAGGGCGUAGGGGCUGUUACACACUAACAGAGAGGGCAUUCUUGCUCUCCAUAGAAAUCCAACUUUUGGAUUUCCAACUCAACAAUUGGCUAAACGGAUUGCACUGUUUUGAGUGGUUGGGUUAUGCCAAAACAAAGUCAUGCCUACAGUCCUUGCUGGGAACACUGUGCCUUGCAGUUGGAGUCUAAAGAAACUCUCUUCAUUCCAUGCCAUUAGAGGACACCCCUGAUUUCUUUCGGGGCACACAAGACCUACGGAGUCCCCAUCUUCUUGGGCUGUCUGAAUGAUCUUCAAAAUGUCAGUCUGUCUAUUUGGGGUCCACUAAAUCACGAAAGGCAAAAUGUACCCCAUUAAUUGACAAUAGCAAUUGGCUCCCAGUCUGUUAUUGUACAUUUGUGAAGCUAGAUGUUAUAAAAAUGCAAACCAUCUCUCUUUGGGACAAGACACAAGUCAGAAGCCGGGUACAAAACCAUUUCUGUACUGCUCACAAAAUCAUUGUUUGAGAUCCAAAAAUGUUAAGUAAUUCAGUGAUAUCUCUUUGCAAAAUUCCAGAAAUAUCACUAACUGUUUACUUAUGUGUUUUGCAGCUAUUUUGCUCAACCAGUUACUGCCACACCAUUAGUUCAAGUAGUAUAUUCUGACACCAUGCAUCAGUCUGUGUAAGGCUAAAUAGUACAUCUAGUACACUACAGUACUUGCACAUAAGGAAUCCAGAGAAUCUAGUAUGUUUGCAACUGUAGGCCUAAAUGUUAAUUAAUCCAAUAUCAUAUUCAAAGCAAGAGGAAAAAAUAUAAAACAAAACACCUUUUUCUGGUUAAAUCUGUCACAACCUGAACGUUCAAAAUGCAAUUCACUUUAGCUCUUUUUACUCUGCCCCUUACCAAAGUGCCCCGGUUUAGAGUGAGUUUCAGUAGAACCAGAAGUCUGUUGCCUUCGGACAUCAGUGCUUCAAUGCAGCCAAUGCAGCCCUCAGACAAGGCGGGACAUACUGACUGUAGCUGGAGGAAGGAAGUUCCCUCUGAAGCAGGGAGUGUCUGCAUAUAAAAUGGUCUGCAGUUCUCUGCUUCAUAGAUGCCACCAACGUCUCCUCUUCUAUGACCAUGGGAGGCCCUCGCAGUGCUUUUCCCACCUCUUCCAGCUCCACCAUGCACUCCACUACUUCAGCCACUGACCAGACCUCUGCUCACACCGGCAUCGGCGCUCCAGACGAAGGUGUAAGUAGCAGAGCGGUGGCGGAGAUGCUUGGCGCCGAGGGCGGGACCGGCAACAGUGGGAGUGCUGGUGGCGAGAAAGGAGGAGGGGCCGGAUCCCUAGGUGGAGGAGGAAGAGGGGGGGCAUCCCAGGAGGCCCAGCAGCACCACCAGAUGACGCCCUCCAAGCGGCGCACGGUGCUGAACAUCUCGCCUCCGCCCGAGGACCUGUUUGACGACAGCCGCAUGUCCUGCCAGGAGGAUCAGCUCCAGGACUCCGAGCAGAGCAACAGCAUCUGGAUGGAUGACUCCGCCUCCAACUUCAGCAUCGUCAGCUCCAGCUCCUACAACGACAACACAGAGGUGCCCCGGAAGUCGCGCAAGCGCACCCCCCGCCAGCGACCCGGGCCCAAGCCUGCCUCGGCCGAGGAGGCCAGCAUGGACGUGUUUGAUGCAGACAGUGCCAAAGGGCCUCACUUUGUGCUCUCACAGCUGGGCUCAGACAGCAAGGCCUGUACCAAAGGAAGUUCGGCAGAUGGCUCCCAAACAACCCAUCAGAAAUGUGGGACCCUAGCGAGCCAGUUCCCUCAGAAGAGUGAGUGCAAGGAGCUGAAGAUCCUGGUCCAGCCUGAGACCCAGCACAGAGCCCGCUACCUGACUGAGGGCAGCAGGGGGUCAGUGAAGGACCGCACUCAGCAGGGCUUCCCUACCCUAAAGCUGGAGGGUGUGAAUGAGGCAGUGGUGCUGCAGGUGUUUGUGGGUAAUGAUGCUGGGCGUGUGAAGCCACAUGGGUUCUACCAGGCCUGCAGGGUGACAGGGCGCAACACUACAGCCUGCAAGGAGGUGGACAUCGAGGGCACCACUGUCAUUGAAGUGUCCCUGGACCCCAGCAAUAAUAUGACCCUGGCGGUGGACUGCGUGGGGAUCCUGAAGCUGCGUAACGCUGAUGUGGAAGCUCGUAUCGGGGUGGCCGGCUCCAAAAAGAAGAGCACUCGUGCCAGGCUGGUGUUUCGGGUCAACAUCCCCAGGCCGGACGGCUCGGUGCUCACGUUACAGACACCGUCGUCCCCCAUCCUGUGCACCCAGCCUGCAGGGGUGCCUGAGAUUCUGAAGAAGUCCCUCCACAGUUGCUCGGUGAGGGGGGGUGAGGAGGUCUUCAUCAUUGGGAAGAACUUCCUCAAGGACACCAAAGUCAUAUUCCAGGAAAAUGUAUCAGAUGAGAAGUGUUGGAAGGCAGAGGCUGAAAUUGACAUGGAGCUGUUUCACCAGAAUCACUUGAUUGUGAAGGUUCCUCCUUACCAGAACCCAGCCAUCGCGUCUGCAGUGUGUGUGGGAAUCUACGUGGUGACCAAUGCUGGCCGAUCCCAUGACGUGCAGCCUUUUACAUACACUCCAGAACCAGUGGACAUAUCUGUGAAGAAAGAAGAUCCAUCUCCAGGCAAGCCCUGCCCUUUUGAUCAACGGAUGAAAGUAAUUGAUGGUGCCUUGAUGCCCCCAAUGUUGCCUCUUGUGAAGAGAGAAGAGGUCACUCCAAUGGAGGUCUCCAGCAACCUCCCUUCUGCUGGCGUGUUCAAGCGGACCCCCGAUGUCAUGUGUUCCGCCCAGCAGACGCUGGACAUGAGUUCCAACCUUCCCCCCAACAACAGCCCGUUCUCCAACUCCUUGCCGCGGCCUGCCAAGGACCCUGCCGAAUCCCAAACAGCAGUCUUCAACAGUGCAGAGGCCCUGAGCACCAUACAGAAGCAGGACAUCGCUCUCACCAACUCCUUCCCCGUGCCUGCAGACUCUCUACUCCAACCUGGGCCUCAGCAGUUCCUCCUGGAGCCCAGAGAGGGGCUUGGUCAGGACAGGGCUGGCAACAAUGCUGGGGUGGUAGGGAGGCUCAGUCAACAAGUGGAGGCCCCUCAACCUGCCCCCCAGCAGCACCAGCUGCCCAUAUUCCCCCCAGACGAUGUGGCCCAACUGGAACAAGCAGUGAGACAACUGCAGGCAAAAGGGUACUGCAGCCAGCAGCAACAGCGACAACAGCAACAGAUUCAACAACAACAAAUUCAGCAACAACAGCAGCAACAAAUUCAGCAACAACAGCAACUACAGCAACAGCAACUACAGCAACAGCAACAGAUUCAGCAGCAACAGGUUCAGCAGCAACAGGUUCAGCAGCAACAGGUUCAGCAGCAACAGGUUCAGCAGCAACAGGUUCAGCAGCAACAGGUUCAGCAGCAACAGAUUCAGCAGCAACAGAUUCAGCAGCAACAGGUUCAGCAGCAACAGGUUCAGCAGCAACAGAUUCAGCAGCAACAGAUUCAGCAGCAACAGGUUCAGCAGCAACAGGUUCAGCACCAACAAAUUCAGCAGCAACAGAUUCAGCAGCAACAAAUUCAACACCAACAAAUUCAACACCAACAACAGCAACAGCAUGUGUUGGAGAACCUGCGGCAGGAGCUGUUUAAAUCACAGAUGCCAAUGCAGUGUGGCAUAUUUCAGGGCGGUUCUCUAGGUGAGAACGCUGAACAGCAGGGUUCCCAGCAGGGCAUGGUGCAGAACCAUGGUUCCCUCUUUCAGCAGGCCCAACAGCAGCAGAGGCAACAACAGAAACAGCAGCAGCAAGCAGCACUCUUUCAGCAAGCCAAUGACCUCCUCUCCAUUCAGACCAACUUCCUCCAUCAGACCCCUUCUCAUCCCUCUCCACCCCUCUUCCAUAACCCCAGCCCCCUGGCUGAGGCACAGGACCCACAGGGGGUGCUGUUCCACACUCAGAAGGCCUCUCCCACCCAGGAGCAGGUCCAGGCAACCCUCUUCCAGAACACCCUGACAGUGUUGAGUAGGACCAGCCUCUCCCCAGAGCAGCCCCCCUCUGCCGCCAACCUGUUCCUCCCCCAGAGUGCCCUGUCUGGUCAGCUCUCCGCUAGCGGCAGCCAGCAGCAGCAGCUGGCCUUCCUCAGUGCCCUUCAGACCUCUGCCCCUGAGCCCCAGUCAGUGUUCCAGGCUCAGACCCAGCUUUCUCCUAUCCAGCAGGGGACCCCCAUGGAGCAGCAGCAGCCCUCCCAGCCUCAGCCACCUCAGCAGAACUCUAUGUUUCAGAACAUCUCCCCUCAUCCACCUGCAAACACUCUCUCUCAGACCCAGCAGCAGCAGGCUGGCCUACUGUUCUGCAGCAAACACCUCUCCACUCCAGAGCAGCCCCCCAGUCUGCUGUUCAGUGGCCAGGGCCAGAUGCCCCCCAUGAGCAGCAGCAGCCUGAACUCUCAGGAGCCCCAAAACCCCUCCAUGCUGUUCUCUCAGGCCAGCAUGGUGACUGUUAGCCAGCAGGAAUCCUCUGAGCCCAUGGCCUUCCAGGACCAGAGCCAGGUGGUGGGGAACCCCUCAGAGCCUCGCCAUCACGGCCUGUUCCAAGAGCAGCAGCCCAUGCAGCUGAUCACCAGCUCCAACAACGGCCCAGAGCAGCCCGUCUCUCUCUUCAUGCCCCAAUCCAACAUAUCUGCCCUGCAGCGUUGCAUGGCUGCCCGGGAACUCCCGCAGACAGGCAUCUUUAGCACUCAGAAUGGGGUGGCAGGCCUGCAGACCACCACCUCCUCCCCCGUACAGCAGCCAGGGUCUCUGUUCCAGACAGCAGUCAGUGGGAGCCUCAACCAGCCCAGCGAGGCCCAGCAGCCAGGCCUCUUCCUCUUUGGGAUUCAGAAUGAGUGUGGCCAGCUGAUAACCUCUCCUGGAACCACUCUGUCUGAUCAGAUCAUUGCCAUCAGUCAGUCUGGUCAGAAUCAGAGAGAGAGCGAGGCCCAGAUCCAGUCGCUGCUCAACCAGUCCAUGUCUGAGUCAGGGAGCAUGCAGAACAGCAUGACCGCCUCCCAGAACAUGGAGAAGAUAGAUGACCUGCUUGUCAGCCUGCAGGAGCAGGGCAACAACCUCACUCGCUCCUACUAGGCCUGCUAUAGGUUUCAGGAGCCCAGAAGACCCCCAGUGUGGACCCCCAUUACAGAUGGCAGAAGACCCCCAGUGUGGACUCCCAUUACAGAUGGCAGAAGACCCCCGGUGUGGACCCCCAUUACAGAUGGCAGAAGACCCCGGUGUGGACCCCCAUUACAGAUGGCAUAAGAAUGAAAACAAACCCAAUGGUGGGCUCCUGUCCGAACUCCAAGUUACAUGUAAGCCUCAGCGGCCUUUUUCUCCAAGGACAGUCUUCAUGUGUAGAUGCUCCACAGUGACGCCGAGCAGGGCACCAGUCCUCCACUGCAUCUAAACCUGGACCUCAAAAUAGGACAUAGGUUGUAGUCACCCCACAACUGUCAUUGUAUCUCGCAGCUAGUCGCCUCCAGCUCUUAAUGAAACAUGACACUAUGUAAUGUUUGGCUAACUCAUCAGUUCUCAGAGCAGCACUUUGCGGUGUGGUUUUAUAAGGAUGGUGGUGGAAGCUAGCACAGCAUUCUGUCUUCUCCAGGACCAGAGUGUGGGCUCACAGUUGUUUAUAACGCAUUGUUGUCCUUUUUAUACGAUAUUAAAAGUAUUUUAGGAAAUAGCAAAAGAAAAUAUACAAUUAAUGAAAAAUAAACCUUUGUAAAUAUAUUUUGACUUUAGUUCUUUCAGCACUUUAUGAUGCUUUCCUUUUGUGGCCAGUUACUCAUUAAGUUGGCCUAUGCAUUUGCUAGUCAGCUAUUUAGUCAGUACAUCUCCACAACUUUAUUACUCAUGCAUGUGUUUUGAGUUAUGGCUUUAGUUUUUUUAUUGUUCCUUUCAUGAAAUACCAGUUUCUUAUUGGCAGCCAUCUUCCCAUUACCCAUUCCUGAGAAUAACUCCAAAUAUUUGAGUAUUACACCAUGGAUUUCUUUACCUGAUUAGACUCUGUAGUACGAGAGAUGCUCUAGAUUAGGGUCAAUGUGGAUCAAGAGAAAACAAUCAUCCAGCCUUUAAAUUAUUCAUUUCCAGUCUACAUAAUUAAAUAGGCCUAUAUUUUGAAUAAAUCAGAACCAUAUAUGUGUACUAUAUACCAGUGUGCACGGUUGUCUGAUGUAAUUAAAGAGUAUAUUGUUAUUUGUAUCAUUCUAUUGCAAAUGUAGAUAAUGUGUUGUUUUGUGAUGUCUCCAUGGAAGAUGUUUGUAUUAGCUCACGUCUGGCACGCACAAACUGGACUUUUAUCCAUAGAUCAGAGAGGAGUUUUCCGUAUGUUUGUCUUACUGUAAAAUACCAACUCUCUUGCCUACAGUGGGCCACCCCAGGACCUGAGUCAAGGCCUCAAGUCACAGCCUCCUUUUUCGUCUUCAUGAAUGGCCAGUUUUAUGGCUCAUAUUGAUUGGUGUGUUCAUAUUUGUUGUUUGAGACUUGCCAUGUUUUGACAGGAAGAAAGUGGUGAAAGUGACUGGAGCAGUUAUCUGUUUUGCCUUGAGCAUGAAUGGUUGUUUGUAGUUGGAUUAUUAGUGUCAGGCGUGAUAUACAGAUGUAUGAUCUUAAUUUGAUCACUCUUUUGUUGCUGAGAAUUUUCCUGCACUGGAAGAAAAACUUUUUUAUUAUUAUUUGUAUUUUAUCAUUUUUGUAUAUAUUUUUGUUGUACUUUUUACCCCGAAUUUCAUGAUAUCCAAUUGAUAGUUAGUCUUGUACCAUCGCUGCAACUGCAACACGACUCUGCCAAGCCGCUCUGCUUCUUGACACACAGCUCGCUUGUGUGUCAAAUUUCGACUUUGAAAUUUCAGACUUGAUUUACCCUAAUGAAAAAUGUAUCAACCUCUACAAAAAUGUCCAUUAAUUAUAAUCCACAGAAUAAUUCACAUUUCCUUUUGCUGCAGGAUUAUUUUUCUGCUAUAGCAAACUAGCUCAAAUUAAGACCCUACACCUGUACUGCUGCGAAACUGGUUUGUGCUUUUAUUCUUUACAUGUGAGUAUUGGGCUGGAGUGGAGCCAACAGUAAGAUUGUGUCUUGUUUUUUGUCUGAAUCUGAGUAUACACAUGAACAAGGGGCUGGUCUCUGAUGACAACAAUAACAGCUUCGUUGAGUGCCUCCAUCUUUCUCUCUUAGUGUUGUAUUUUAUUGUGUGUUCUUAACAUCAUUACCUUUUUUUCACUUUAAAAACAAGCAGAUUUUUUAAAUGGAGAGUAUUUAAAUUAUUUUUAGUAAUGUGAUUGGUGGGGCCCCAUAUUUCCCAUCCCAGAGCUUGAGCUGUGUUCUUUUAGAUAUUUAAAGGGACCCUACUCAUGAAGAAUGAACCGUUAAGUUGCUUUGGAGAAAAGAGCUGUCUGUGAUUGGCCUUCUUCAACUCUUGUGAAAUACUAGUAGUUUUGUUUCCAGUAGUCAUGAGUAUUUGUGAAUUUUUAUCAUAUUUACAAAUAUUUUAUCAUAUCUUUUUUACUGGUGUAGUUCUAAUACAUCUUUUCAGAAAUCAUAUCUAAUUUAUUUGGUAUUUCUUGUUUUAGAUAUUGUCUAAAUUGUGUCCCACAAUCAUAUUUGUGCUACAAAUGACUUGAUGUACAAGUUUGGUUCUGAUUUAACUCCGUAAUUGUAUUAAUAUUAGUUAUGUGGAUUGGGCCCUUCCCCACCUGUUGAAACUGUAGUUGGCUGUGGUCUUGUGUGACAUAUCUGUCAGUGAAGCUUUUCUUCUCCUUGUAGAUGUGAGGACAGGGAUACAACUUUAUGAUUGAGGGAGUUCAAAUGUAACAUGUACACUGAGACACAUGUACAUUCCUGUGCAUUGUUUUCUUCCAUUUGAUAGAUUUCCGUUGAGAUCAAUUGUACAGUAUGUUUGUCCAAAUCUGAUAGUUUAAAGUCAAACCCUUGUGAUAUCAUCCAUGAAACAUUUAACCUAUACUGUCACAUCUUCAACUUACUUCACCUCUUGAAUAAGGAAAGAGCAGGAAGUUAUUGGACAACUCUGCCAGUAAUAAAGCCAUACAGACAGUUAAAACAGUAUCUAUUAAAUAUUUGUUAAUAGGGUUUACAAAAAACUCCAAACGCAGAAUGUGUUUGUUACCUCAACCCGAGCAGGUUGCUAAUCAGGCCACCUUACUCAACAUUGGACCAAUUUCAAUGAUAAAGUACAUUCUUUAUAUAUAGUAUACAUACAAUAUUUUGUUAGCAACAUGUUAAUGUUUUGUGUUAUGAAUACACAAUAAGAUUAUUGUUAAUAAGGAUAUUGAAAGAAAUACCUAUUUUCAAAUGUAACCCAUGAAUAUCCCAUGUAGUAUGAGCUUUGACAAAAUAAGAGGCCUAUUUGUCAAGUAGGCUACAUGUUUUACAUUGAGGACGACAUGAGUCUUUCUAAUUGAGUGGCGCUAUACUUUAUUGUGCCGGUAAAGGUUUCAUUUAUUGAAGACCUAAAAAUUAACGACUUUUCCUACUCAACCAAUGACUACAGAAAUGCAGAGGUCACCUUGAAAGUUCAUCUAUAUUUUUACCAUAUUUGCACCCAGACUAACCAAUGAUUUAUGACAUCACAGUGUACAGCAAAUAUAUUUUAGAAGUAUUGCUCAGUACAUUGGAUGAUAUACUUGUGCCUUGACAAACUUUUUAUAGUAGAGACCAGAUUUAUCUUGUACCAGUGUUGCCUAUUUUAUUCACCGCUGUGACACAAUUGUCAGUGGUUAUUAGCCCUUGAUAACUAGUAUCUUGCAAGCCAUACGACUUGUGUGCUUCAAAUGCCGUACAGAAAUGAGUGACCAGAUAAAUGUAUAGUGUUGUGCAAUUUGUUGUGCAUCUGAUUUAUUUUCACGAAAAUAUGAAUUGCAUUUGUUUCACGUCGUUGCAAUUUAAGUUUUGUCUCAAACUGCUAUGCAGCUUGAUUCAAUAUAAAUGUAUAUCUGUAACUUUUUUAAUAUAUAUUUUAUCUAUUUAGCCUCUCUUGAUUGUUCAUUGCAAAGAGGAAACUAUAACGAAAUAUUGUAAUUAUGUUAAUUAUUUAUGUCACUUUUUGAAAUAGUAUUGAUACUGUGUGCCACCGGGAUUUGUUUUUAUUUUUAUGAUUGGGCUUGUGUCAGUCAAGACCAACACAAAUUUCACCUAAUUCAAACAAAGUUGUCAUUCAGAAUUUUCAUCAUGGGUGUUUUGUUUAUAUUGUAAAUGUUAUCAGUUAGUCUGUUCACACACUGUUCUGUUUGUGUCCCCUUAACCUGUCUGGCUUUGGUUUGAUGUGAAAGUCUGCUUUGUUUCCAUGAGUUUUUUUUCUGGUGAUCAGUAAUGAACCUGUUGAUAGCACUGACAGGUAAUAGGUAUGGGGAGUGCAUAUCACCUAUGUGUUUUUAGCUACCGUGUAAACAACUGUUAAAUAUUACCUUUUUAAAAAAAAUGAAUCUAUAUAAAAAUGUAUUUUUGCUUUUGUUGGGGCAUUUGUAUACUCUUGCAAUUAUAUUUAUGUAAACCUGCUGGUAUCUAUAUUAAUAAAGAUAGAUGAUACGUUUUC
Messenger RNA from Oncorhynchus mykiss (rainbow trout), 10305 nucleotides. NCBI's taxonomy places the organism in Eukaryota, Metazoa, Chordata, Actinopteri, Salmoniformes, Salmonidae. The record is from RefSeq and is a predicted model, not a curated record.